AUGAAUUAUUCAUAUAAUCAAAUAUGUAUAUGUCCAUUUCAUAUAACAAGCAUAUUAUUGGAAUAUUUUCUAAAAUAUAAAUUGAAAAUUGAAAAUAUCAUUAAAGAUAUAACUAAUUAUGAACAACAUAUUUAUUCUAUUGAUACUGAAUUACAUGAAAGACUUCACAUAGUAUGGUUGGGGUAUUUCUACGAAUUGUAUGUACAACCGGAUGCUUUAUAUGGAAUCAUGUGGAUAUUUAGUCCAUUGAAUGAUUUACAAAUCAUAAAAAAUAAUCUUAUUUGGUCAAAGAAAAUUCCAGCGAAAUUUCGAUUUCACUGUUCUCGUUGCAAUCACAUAUGGACAUCGAAAAAAGGAUCUAUUAAUAUAUUUAUUGGUCAUCAUCCAUUAAACCGAAUCAUUAAUCAAUCUGGUUAUAUAAUUAAUAUUUAUGAAUUUCUGUUCUCUUUAGAUCAACAAAAAUGUAUACAAUGUAAUUCGAAUAAUUUAAUUUCAGGAUCAACAUAUCCACAUGAAGUGAUAAAAGUUCUAUCAUAUGUUCGAAAUUAUAUUACUAUUAGACCGAUAUACUUCAAUGCACCUCAAUAUGGAUACCAAAUUGAAUUUUUAAAAACUUUAUUUACUUCUAAUCAGCAAAGGUCUGAAAACAAAGAAACGAUUAAUUGUCAAAUCAGAUCUAAUGAUAACAGUGAGACGUUCAAAGAAAUAUGUCCAAUGGAAACGGAUAAAUUCAACAAUUCUUUGAAACAGUCAAAUGAAAAUUCAAAGGCAAUUAAACCAUCUAAAAAUGAUCCAUUGAAUGAAGAGAAUGUAAACUAUAAUCAAAAAUGUAAUAAUUCGACUGAAAAUCAAUCUCAUCCUUCAACAAACACUGAAGAAAAAUCAUCAGAGCAACUAACACAAGAUAACAAUGAACAAGUUAUUAUGACUGGAAAUAAGUUGAAUAACAUGAUCAAGAACGAUGAGGAUCCUUUAUUAAAAAAGGAAACAGUCAGUUUGAAAUUCCCUCCUGAACCUACUCAAAUUGAAUCUACAACAUUUAAUAAAUUAAAACAAUUCGAAAAUCAUAAAAAUAAUAAAAAGAUGUCCAUUCGCACAUCUCGAUAUAUUUAA
Molecule: messenger RNA, 1113 nt
Organism: Schistosoma rodhaini
Lineage: Eukaryota; Metazoa; Platyhelminthes; Trematoda; Strigeidida; Schistosomatidae
Source: the annotation of a GenBank genome assembly